Penicillium verhagenii is the source of this 933-nucleotide messenger RNA. RefSeq lists its product as uncharacterized. The record is from RefSeq and is a predicted model, not a curated record. The transcript has 3 exons. The coding region runs from base 1 to 933 and encodes 310 amino acids. Lineage: Eukaryota; Fungi; Ascomycota; Eurotiomycetes; Eurotiales; Aspergillaceae.
AUGUUCGUCGGUGCGUUCUAUAUAAGGCUUACAUAUCUUCUGGCAGUCAUCAUCUACACAUACAUAGGAUAUAACGUCUGGGAUAUCCCCAAGGACUAUCCGGCGGUCCUUGGUAACAAAUAUGCCUACGCGACCGAGCUCAUUUACAAUCCCAUUUUGGCUCUCAUCAAGACCUCCAUCCUUCUCUUCCUGUUGCGUCUGACUGGCCAAAAGAAAUCGGUGCGCCAGGCCAUCUGGGGACUGUUGAUCUUCAAUGGAGUCGCUGCUGUCGCUACGUUCUUUGUGACGGUCUUUCAUUGUGUACCAAUCGCUUCCAAUUGGGACUCAGCCGCAUAUCCUAAUGCUAAGUGCAUGAAUUUUGCCGACUUCGUCACCGGCACAGCUUCGGUUUCUAUCUUCACUGAUAUGCUCGCCUUGGUACUACCUACUUGGAUCGUCUACGAGCUUCAGAUGCAAUGGAACCAAAAACUAAUGUUAAUCGCAGGCGUCAUUCGCGUUAUCCUACUUGACCAAUACGACCGCCAUAUCCCUGCAAACUACACUCAUUCCGUCCUAUUCUGCGUGUCCACUAUUGAGGUUGGUCUAGCGUUUGUUGCUGCCUGUGCUCCCUCCUUCAAGCCCUUGAUCGCGCGACUUCUCCCAAGGCUCUUUCGUGGCUCGUCGCGAACCCGGUACAACAAUGGAUCUACUGGUCGCAGUGGCCGUGCCCGAACUUAUAACCUCGAGCACAUGUCGAAUUUUACCCGACGUACGCAAGAUCACAAUAUUACCAUUGUCGAGGCCGGAGAGAAUGAACUGGGCUACAGCCCUACCGAAACAACCCCCAAGAAUACUAUCACCAUGACAACACAGAUGGAGGUGACUUGGGACCACCAACCUAGUGGCCAGGAACAGCAUACUAGCAGUACUGAAAGCCUGGUUCAUGCCAAGUAG